AUGCAGUUCAGCCCAGGUGCCUCUUGCCCGGAGGAGUGUCGUUGUGACAAAAUGUUCGUGUACUGCAAUGAACGCAGCUUGACGUCAGUGCCUCUGGGAAUAGAGGAGGGCUACAAGGUCCUAUACCUACACAAUAACCAGAUCAACAAUGCUGGAUUCCCUUUGGAACUUCAUAACCAAGCCUCCGUGGACACCGUCUAUCUCUACGGCAACCAGCUGGACGAAUUCCCGGUCAAUCUGCCCAAAAACACCAGGGUCCUGCAUCUCCAGGAGAACAACAUCCAGACGAUCUCCCGAGCGGCCCUGGCCCAGCUUACGAAACUGGAGGAGCUGCACCUUGACGAUAACUCCAUUUCCACCGUCGGGGUGGAGGAAGGGGCCUUUAGGGAGGCCGUAAGCCUCAAACUUCUCUUCCUCACUAAGAACCACUUAAGCAGCGUUCCCAUCGGUCUUCCUGAGGACCUGAAGGAGCUGCGGUUGGACGAGAACCGCAUUGCUGUGAUAGCGGAGGAGGCCUUUCAGAAUGUGACGCGCCUGCAGCGCCUCAUGCUGGACGGUAACUUGCUGACGGACGAGGGCAUUGCGCCCGGGACCUUCCAGGAACUGGUCAACCUGCGCGAGUUGGCCCUCGCUCGCAAUUCUCUAACCUUCCCCCCUCCCCUCCUACCCAGCCAGUCGCUGGUCAAGCUCAAUCUGCAGGAAAACCAGGUCAACCAGAUCCCUGUGGCGGCUUUCGCCGAUUUGAACAGGCUUGAAAAACUGGAUAUCUCUUCCAACCAGCUUCAGACUCUUACGCAGGGUGUGUUCGACGGCCUGUCGAGCCUUAGGCACCUCGUGGUGCGAAACAACCCCUGGCGCUGCGACUGCGCUGUGAAGUGGGUGGUGGUGUGGCUCAAGUCUUUGCCGUCCUUCAUCAACGCCAGAGGGUUCGUGUGCUCCAGUCCAGACAAAGUGCGUGGCAUGACAAUCAGAGAGCUCACACUGGAUAUUAUAGAGUGCCCCCUUUAUCCCGAUCAGCCGCCCUGGCCCACCCUCCGCUCCACACCCCCUCCCCCGCCAACCACCACCCCUGUCACCACCAUGGUCUCCACCCUCAUCACCACCCCCGUCCCUUACUACUUCGACUCUCCCUCCCCUCCCUUACCUCCAGUCCAUCCUAACCCCCCGGGGCCUCGACCCCCUUACGAGGACCCCCUUCAGAUUUCGUUCCACGUGGUGAACUCCACCAAUAUUGAGGUGAGCUGGGCCUCCUAUUUCACCGUCACGGCCUACAAAGUGACCUGGGUCAAAAGGGCCCAAAGCCAAAUAAACGAAGGGAUGCGGGAGAGGACGGUAAGCGGGGACCGACGGCACAUCAGCCUCGCCAACCUGGAGCCGCGAUCCGUGUACCGAAUAUGCGUUCACGUCCUGGACACGCUCAACUCUUUCAGGCCCGGAGAGGAUACUAUAUGCUCCGAGGCCAGGACCAAGUCGGCCGCUUCCGGCAAGCCUCCCGGCACGGAGCAAGCUCCGCGGGACAGCAUCAACUCCACGCUGCUAAUGGCCGGGAUCAUCGGCGGGGCCGUUCUCAUCAUCUUGGUGACGUUGCUGGGGGUGUUCUGCUGGCACAUGCACAGGAAAAGCCGGUCGGCCUCGAACAAGUGGAAAUACAACCGAGGCCGGAGAAAAGACGACUACUGCGAGGCCGGAACCAAGAAGGACAACUCCAUUCUGGAGAUGACCGAGACCAGCUUCCAGAUAGUGGCUCUGAACAAUGAGCAGCUGCUUAAGGGAGAUUUCCGCAUUCAGCCCAUCUACACGCCCAACGGGGGCAUUGGAUUUAGAGACUGUCACCUCAGUAACAACAGCAUAGCCUACUGCAAGAGCAGCAAUGUGCCCAGUACGGAGUUCUGCCACACGUGA
Molecule: messenger RNA, 1902 nt
Organism: Menidia menidia (Atlantic silverside)
Lineage: Eukaryota; Metazoa; Chordata; Actinopteri; Atheriniformes; Atherinopsidae
Source: the annotation of a GenBank genome assembly